AUGAGUGAAGAGAAAAUCAACUCAACUUUUCAAGAAUCUCCAGUGGAGGUGUCUCCAGCAGAUGACGGUGAAAUUCUCGAAGUCCGUCACUACACUCCACAAGAAAUCGCAGCUAGUGGUAAAUGGUACGAUCAAAGAUAUUUUGGCUUACCAAGCUAUUCAAACUCGCUUGUCCAAGUGGUGAUGCUCUCGUUCGUCUUAUUCUUAUGUCCUGGUUGUUUCAAUGCUAUCACCGGUCUUGGGGGUUCUGGUAUUUCUGAUGCAGUCGUUGCUGAUCAUCAAAAUAUUGCGUUGUACUGUACAUUCAGUGUGGGGAUUUAUUCUGGAAUUGUCGUCAAUAAAUUGGGCCCAAAGAUCUGUUUGAUGAUUGGUGGUUCUGGGUACUUGAUCUACGUGGCUUCGUUAUUGAAUUACCAAAGAAACCAAAACGUCGGGUUCUGCAUUUUCGCUGGUGCUUACUUAGGGGUGUGUGCUUCUUUGACCUGGGCAGUUCAAGGAUCUAUGAUCAUGUCAUAUUCCUCCGAAGAUAGAAAAGGGUUAUUUUUCGCGGUUAACUGGAUUAUUUUCAACGUUGGUACCGUUAUCGGUAGUUGUAUUCCUUUAGCUCAAGCCAUCCAAACUGGUACUAGUAGUGCGUCCACCGGAACUUUUGCUGCAUUCAUGGCCCUCGUCGGAUGCGGAAUCGUUGUUGCCUCAUUGUUGUUGCCAAUGGAUAAGGUCUACAAGUUGGACGGUUCGAAGGUGGUGGCCUCAAAAUACCCAUCUAUUAAGAGUGAAUUAAAGGGAAUGUACCAUGUUUUGGUUCGCGAGCCUAAGAUUUAUCUCUUGAUUCCAAUGUUCGCUACUUCCAACUGGUACUAUACUUACCAAUUUAACGAUUUCAAUGGCGGUGGGAAAUUCGACUUGAAAGCAAGAUCUCUUAACUCUUUGCUUUAUUGGUUUUCCCAAAUGGUGGGGGCUUUGCUUUUAGGUGUUAUCUUGGAUUGGGGUCGCUUUCGUCGUUCUGUUCGUGCUAAAAUCGGAUGGGUUGUGGUGUUUGUCUUAGGAAUGGCAAUCUGGGGUGGUGGUCUCAAGUUCCAACUUGGCUAUGACAGAGACUCUAAACUCACAGCCAUGAGUUUCAACGACCGUGGAUAUAUUGGCCCAAUGUUCUUGUACAUGUUCUACGGGAUGUUUGAUGCUAUGUACCAAAGUUUCAUUAUUUGGAUUCUUGGAUCAAUGUCUAAUAACCCACGUAAAACUGCCAUCUACGCCUCUUUGUACAAGAGUUUCCAAUCCGCAUUCGCCGCUAUUGUUUGGGCCUUGGAUUCCCGGAAAGUCAGUUUCAUGGCCCUUUUCGGUUCAAGUUGGGGUAUGUGCGGUGGUUCUUUGCUUAUUGCUGUUCCAUUAGUCUUCUUUAUGAUCACCGACCAUACUGAUAUGGAAAAAGAUGGUAUGAAAGAAAUCUUAGAAGAUGAUGUUGUGGUGGUAAAGACCAUAGAAGAAAGAGAAAUCAAAGCCGAAGAUGCUUAG
Molecule: messenger RNA, 1512 nt
Organism: Saccharomycopsis crataegensis
Lineage: Eukaryota; Fungi; Ascomycota; Saccharomycetes; Ascoideales; Saccharomycopsidaceae
Exons: 1
Coding region: 1-1512 (503 amino acids)
Biological process (GO): transmembrane transport
Molecular function (GO): transmembrane transporter activity
Source: RefSeq, a predicted model, not a curated record